This is a messenger RNA of Miscanthus lutarioriparius, 921 nucleotides long. The record is from the annotation of a GenBank genome assembly. Lineage: Eukaryota; Viridiplantae; Streptophyta; Magnoliopsida; Poales; Poaceae.
AUGGCCAUCAACUCGCUGAGCAUGGUGGAGGCCAGGCUGCCUCCGGGGUUCAGGUUCCACCCGCGGGACGACGAGCUCGUGCUCGACUACCUGGCUAAGAAGCUCGGCGGUGGCGCCGGCGGCGGAGGCCAGGUGGUGGUGAGCAUCUACGGCUGCCCCACCAUGGUCGACGUCGAUCUCAACAAGUGCGAGCCCUGGGACCUUCCUGAUAUCGCGUGCAUUGGUGGAAAAGAGUGGUAUUUCUACAGCCUUAGGGAUAGAAAGUAUGCCACCGGCCAACGUACAAACAGAGCAACUGAUUCGGGAUAUUGGAAGGCUACGGGGAAAGACCGUCCGAUAAGCAGGAAAGGGUUACUUGUUGGUAUGCGCAAAACCCUUGUGUUUUAUCAAGGUAGAGCCCCAAAGGGAAAGAAGACUGAGUGGGUUAUGCAUGAAUUUCGCAUGGAAGCACAAGGUGAUCCCAUGAAAUUACCUUUCAAGGAGGACUGGGUCUUGUGUAGAGUUUUCUACAAGAGUAGGGCAACAGUUGCAAAUCCACCCAUAGAGAGUAGCAGCAGCUUCAAUAUUGAUGCAGCCACAACUUCAUUGCCUCCCCUCAUUGACAACAACUACAAUAUUUCCUUUGACCAGCCUGGCUCAUCAGUGCAAAACCUAGAGGGUUAUGAGCAAGUGCCCUGCUUCUCCAGUAACCCCUCUCAGCCUUCGUCAUCGAUGAACGCUCCGCUGUCGUCUGCCGCUGCCAUGGCCGAUCCGGAGCAGCACAUGGGGAAGUCAAUAAUCAAGGACGAUGUUCUCAUGAGCCAGUUCAGCAGGUUCGAAGGCAACGUCAAGAGGGAGGCGCCUCAAAGCAAUUUUUCUCAGGAUGGGUUUGAGUACUUAGCGGAGAGUGGAUUCACACAGAUGUGGAAUUCGUUCAAUUAA